AAGCCUUGUCUUCCAACGAUGUACCCCACUUUCGACUUCAACACGACCGCCGAAGAGGUUGCGACGGCCUUUGCAGAACAGAUCAAGGGCAAAAAUGGUCUGUCGGCAUGAACUGCAUGCUGGAAUAUGCUCAAUUCAUAUCGAUAGUCCUUAUCACCGGGACAUCACUCAACAGCCUUGGAUUCGAGACUGCGCGCGUCGUGGCGAAAUACGCGAAUCUGGUCAUCAUAACGGGAUACAACACAGAGCGACUCGGACUGGCACAAGCUGAACUACAGAAAGCAGGCCCUCAUGCCGAAAUCCGACCACUCGUCAUAGAUCUCGCCUCGCUUAAAGACGUGCGCAGGGCGGCUGCUGAGGUCAACGCCUACGCAGAACCCAUCCACGUCCUGGUCAACAACGCAGCCGCUGCAGUCGGAGAUUUCAAGCUCAGCCCAGAGGGCUACGAGAACCAACUCGCAACCGACCAUCUGGG
Mycena citricolor is the source of this 475-nucleotide messenger RNA. The record is from the annotation of a GenBank genome assembly. NCBI's taxonomy places the organism in Eukaryota, Fungi, Basidiomycota, Agaricomycetes, Agaricales, Mycenaceae.